AACUGACAACCUUCCCAGAAUACGUGGCCCCGAAAGUGUAUGUGGUUCUGUGUCUUGUUUACAUUUUUUACUAUAUUAUUUCGAUAAAAGUCUGUAAAGAAGCCGUGAUUCGGCUUCAGACAAGAUGAUGAAUCCACAAUAUCCCCCACCAGGUCAGAAUAACAAUGCACCAAGCAAUCCCCUCUACCCUCCUACAUCACAAGAUUAUAAUGGAGUCCAAAAUGCUAAUGUCUACAAUCAAAUGCCACCAGCAAAUGGACCACCAAAGCCAUUUGAUCCAUUGGACAUGUCACACAAAAUGCAAAACAUGAAUCUGAAUGGGCCACAAGGAUUUCCCGGUAUCCCUACAUCUCAGAUGCCACCAGGCCAGCAGCCACCGGGACCAACCUACCCUCCUACCUCUAAUUUCGGCCCUGGACAAAUGCCACCUGGACAAAUGCCGCCUGGACAAAUGCCACCUGGACAAAUGCCACCUGGACAAAUGCCACCUGGACAAAUGCCACCUGGACAAAUGCCUCCAGGACAGAUGCCUCCGGGAAGUUUUCCACCAGGCAGAACACCAGGCAGCGGAGGUCCUCAAUUUCCACCAGCUCAAAAACAAGUACCACCAUCAUCAAUGUCUGGACCUCAAUUCUCAAUGCCACCUUCCAGUCAAACUCCUGAUCAGAGCAGGCAGUUCCAGUCACCAAUGCAGAAUAGGCCACCAAGUCAACCCAAUCAGAUGGGCCAGCCAUUAGUGGGGCCACCACCAUCACAGGGUCAUCAACCAGGCCAGAUGCCUCCUAGUUCUCAACCAGGAAUCCCACAAACAGGCUCUUUAGCAAGGCCUAAUGCUCAAUCAUUAAAACCUGGAAUGCCACCACAACCGGGAGUUCAACCAAGCAUGCAACAACCUGGAUUCCCACAGCAACCUGGUUUGCCAACUCAACCAGGCCAGGGUCCAGGUUUACCUCCUCAAUCAAGAAUGCCACCUCAACCUAGUCAACCUGGCAUGCCUCCUCAGUCUCUGGCGAACCAAAUGCCCCAACAAUUUGGACAGCCUGGACUACCUCCACAGCCCGGUCAGCCUGGUCUACCGCCACAACCUGGACAACUUCCUGGCCAGCAGCCAGGUUUUGCUGUUCAGCAAGGAAUGCCAUCACAAGCUAAUCAACAGGGCAUGCCUCCACAACCUGGUCAGCCUGGUAUGCCUCCACAACCUGGUCAGAUGCCAGGACAACGAGGAUUACCACCUCAGCCUGGCCAGAUGCCUUCUCAGCAGCAACCCGGAAUGCCGCCGCAGCACGGUUUGCCUUCUGGCAUGAAACAUCAAUCUGGUAUGCCUCCACUACCUGGUAUGCCACCACAACCUGUAAUGCCGUCGCAACCAGGAAUGCCGCCACAACACGGUUUGCCAUCUCAACCCGGCAUACCGCCACAGUCUGGUAUGCCGCCACAACCAGGUAUGCCGUCACAACCCGGCAUGCAAUCACAACACGGCUUGCCAUCUCAACCGGGUAUGCCGCCACAACCUGGCAUGCCGCCACAACCUGGCAUGCCGCCACAGCCCGGUAUGCCGUCGUCGCCGCAGGCGCAGUACAACCAGCACCAGCAGAUGUCGGGUCUGCCACACAUGCCGCCGCCGCUGUCGCAACAGAACCAGUACCCCGGGGCCAUCAAUCAGCAACCCGGCUUUCAGCAACCGCCUGCUGCUGGUGGAUACCCUAGUAUGCCGCCGAUGGGUGGUCAGCCGGCGUCGGGCUAUCCGCCACAGUAUCAGCCCCCGUUCCCGGCGCAGCAACCCGCCUACCCCGGACAACAGUUCCAGCAGCAGAAGAGGCUCGACCCCGACCAGAUGCCCAGCCCUAUCCAAGUUAUGGCUGACGACCAGGCGAACCGCGGCGGCGUGUUUGUGACCAACGACAAGGGGCUGGUGCCGCCGCUGGUGACGACGGACUUCACGGUGGAUGAUAAGGGCAACGCCAGCCCGCGCUAUAUCCGCUCCUCCAUGUACGCCGUGCCCGUCACCGCCGAUCUGCUCAAACAGACCGCCAUGCCCUUCUGCCUGGUUAUCGCGCCGAUGGCGGAGCCGGUGGGUCCGGAGCCAGAGCCGCCGCUUCUGGACUUCGCGAUGCUGACGGGCUCGGCCACCAUGGGCCCCGUGCGCUGCAGCCGCUGCAAGGCCUACAUGUGCCCCAACAUGAAGUUCAUCGACGCCGGCCGCCACUUCAAGUGCGCCUUCUGCAAAGCGACUACUGAAGUGCCGAUGGAGUACACGCAGUACGUGAACAGCAUGCAGCAGUACGGGCGUGUGCCGGCCGAGAUGGCGCUAGGGGCUUACGAGAUCGUCGCCACCAAGGAGUACUGCCGGAACAACACGUUGCCGAACCCGCCGGCGAUCGUGUUCGUGAUCGACGUGUCGUACAACGCGGUGAAGAGCGGACUCGUGCACACCGUCUGCGAGAAUAUCAUGGACAUCAUCGAAUCCAUGCCGAGAGACGAACAGACUGGGAAGAGUUGGACGCGCGUCGGAUUCAUCACAUACAGUUCCACAGUUCACUUCUAUAACAUCAAGGGUUCGCUGGCGCAGCCGGUGAUGAUGUCGGUGGGCGACGUGGGUGACAUGUUCGUGCCGCUGCUGGAGGGCUUCCUGGUGCGCGCCGAGGACAGCGGCGCCGUGCUGCAGCAGCUCGUGCAGCAGCUGCCUGCCAUGUUCCAAGACAACAAGGACACUGAGACCAUACUGCUGCCCGCCGUGCAGGCGGGGCUGGAGGCGCUGCGCGCGGCCGAUACGGCGGGUCAGCUGCUGGUGUUCCACACAUCGCUGCCGUCGCUGCCCGCGCCCGGCAAGCUCAACAACCGCGAGGACCGCAAGCUGCUCGCUACUGACAAGGAGAAGCAGAUACUCAGUCCGCAAACGACGGCGUACAACGAGGUGGGGCAGCUGUGCGCGGCGGCCGGCGUGUGCGUGGAGCUGUUCGUGUGCAACAACGCGUACGUGGACGCGGCCACCAUCGGCCAGCUGCCGCGCCUCACGGGGGGGCAGAUACACAAGUACACGUACUUCUCGGCGGAGACGGACGGCGGGCGGCUGGCGGCGGACGUGCGGCGCGUGGUGUCGCGCGGCACGGCCUUCGACGCCGUCAUGCGCGUGCGCACCUCCACCGGCGUGCGCGCCACUGACUUCUACGGACACUUCUUCAUGUCCAACACCACUGACGUCGAACUCGCCGCCAUCGACGCGGACAAGGCGGUGGGCAUCGAGGUGAAGCACGACGACAAGCUGACGGGCGAAGAGGGCGUGUUCGUGCAGGCGGCGCUGCUGUACACGCACCGCAGCGGCCAGCGCCGGCUGCGGGUGCUCAACCUGGCGCUCAGCGUGGCCGCGCAGCUGGCCGACGUGUACCGCGCCAUGGAGCUCGACACCACCGUCAACUUCCUCACCAAGCAGGCGGUGUGGGCGCUGCGCGAGCACGGGCCGCGCGCGGUCCGCGAGGGCCUGUCGGUGCGCUGCGCCAAGUCGCUGGCCGCGUACCGCCGCCACUGCGCCUCGCCCUCCUCCGCGGGCCAGCUGGUGCUGCCAGAGUCCUGCAAGCUGCUGCCGCUCUAUACCUCUUGCAUGCUGCGCUCCGACGCGCUCGCCGGAGGGCCGGACAUCACGUGUGACGACCGCUCGUGCGCCAUGUACCGCGCGCUGACGGCGGACGUGAGCACGUCCGUGGUGUACACGUACCCGCGCCUGCUGGCGCUGCACCGCGCGCCCGACCUCGCGCCCGCGCUGCCGCCGCCGCUGCGGGCCUCCAUCGACAAGAUGAACGACCACGGCGUGUACCUGCUCGAAAACGGCGUGCACAUGUUGAUCUGGGUGGGUGGCGCGGCGCCGGCGGAGUUCGUGCGCGACGUGUUCGGUGUGGCCGCGCCGCACCUCAUCGACACUGCCGUGUGCGAGCUGCCGGCGCUCGACAACCCCGCCAGCGAGGCCGUCCGCCACGUCGUGGACGACGCCAGGACCAGGCACCGGGUUGCCAUGCGGCUGACGGUGAUGCGGCAGCACGACAAGCUGGAGGCGGUGCUGCGGCACUUCCUGGUGGAGGACCGCGGCGGACGGCAGCGCCUCCUACGUCGACUACCUCUGCCACGUGCACAAGGAGAUCCGCGCGCUGCUAUAGCACCUCUACUCCUACUACUAGACGCCGCAAACCGCCCCUGUACUCGCGCCCUUAUUCGCCAUCUGCAUACACGCCGGCCUAACUACACCAACUAUCUAACAGAGGGGUUAAAAAGGCCGCAUCGAAGAAAAUAAUCUAAAAAGCAAUAUUGCAAUUUCACAUUUGCGCAUAUAAAAGUAAGUGCAAACAAAUGUCAAAAAGCAGUAUUGGUUUUUUAGAUGAAUUGCUUCAACCUUUUUAACCCCCCCAGGUAAAGAGAAAAAUGACGCGGCUUUGGCGUUUAUUCUAAAACCUGUGAUCAUUUUCUCUUAAGUCAGACAGUAGACUUGAUUACAGCGUUGUGUUGACGAUCUGGGGGGUUAAAAUGACAUUUGCGUAUAUAAAAGUAAGUGCGCAAUGCAAACAACUGUCAAAUAGCAAUAUUUCUUUCUUAGUUGAAUUGCUUCGAUGUGGCCAUUUUAACCCCCCUGUUUCCUGAAGUGCGCUCGUGCCAUAUGUUUGAUGUUGUAUCGGCGCGGGGAGGUCCCUCGUGAUCGUCCACAGGGUUGUAGGAUUGUACAGGCCACAGGUAGUAUGCAGGUGGAGACGCUUGCGAGCAGGCUGGUGUCUAGUGUCUUAGUGACGUCAUACACGGACCGAAAGCAAUCGAGGACCGUCCUUUUAUAACAGUCAACUCAAAUUAUAAAUUAAGAUAUAAAUUCCUCGUCUGCUCCGCUCAUAUAUCGGCGUAUAUAGUAAUAUAAAAACCUCAUUUAUAAUUGAGAUUAUUAUAUUACGAAGAAUUCGCGGUCCUUGAUUGGUAAAUUUACUGCCAAUUACGAUAAUAUUUGAAUGCUUACGUAAUUAAAUGUCACUGACGUCUAAGAUAUGCAAUAGUAUUGUAAUGAAUGUUGGCUACGAUACUGAGUCGGGUGCGGACAUCGUACAUUAACUACCACUACGCCAAGGCUAAAUUUAACUAACAAGUAUUACUCGCCACGAUGUUUAUGGCAAAUUGCUAGCCUUGGGGUUGUGGUGUAGUGAUGAUGGUAGGUUGUAAAAUAUAUUGCCCACAUUUUGGUACGUCACUUUUGUAAGUGAGCGAGUGGUUAGUAAGAAGAGGCGGGUAGUGGGACGGUGUUGGCAGACGGACCAUAAUGUGGGCACACGCUAGGAUAAACAUUUAGGACCACGUUUCCAUAUUCAUCGUGUUUAAACAUUUUAAGAAGUUUAGUUUUUGUAAAAUAAAGUUAUAAAUGAUUAAUUAUAAUUAUGAAGUGCGACAACUUGUUUAUGUUGUAUUGUUGAGAUAGAUCAGUUAAUUAGAUAUUAUUAUUAUUAUCCAUUAAUAUUGAUUAUUUAGACUGUAUCGGAGUGUAAAUAAAAUAUACUGGCAUUAUUUUCAUUGGUAUUUCUGUUAAAAUAAUGUAUGUUGCAAUAGAUAGUUGCACAGCAGAGGUGUGUCAGCGCACUGCUGCCAGAAACAAUAUCUUCCACUAUAGCGAGCCAAGUGCGAGACUACUAUAUACUUAUAUAUAUAUAUUUGUAGAUAGUUGAUUUAUUAUAAUUAUAAAAUAAAAGUGUAUUCAAUUAUAUCUGUAAGUAAACAGGAAUAAAACUUUUUACACAAA
This is a messenger RNA of Pectinophora gossypiella (pink bollworm), 5758 nucleotides long. It is a transcript of the gene Sec24CD, whose product is annotated as protein transport protein Sec24C-like. Gene Ontology annotation, molecular function: zinc ion binding; SNARE binding. NCBI's taxonomy places the organism in Eukaryota, Metazoa, Arthropoda, Insecta, Lepidoptera, Gelechiidae. The record is from RefSeq and is a predicted model, not a curated record. Gene Ontology annotation, biological process: COPII-coated vesicle cargo loading; intracellular protein transport; endoplasmic reticulum to Golgi vesicle-mediated transport. Gene Ontology annotation, cellular component: endoplasmic reticulum exit site; COPII vesicle coat.